AUGGACUUGUUAAUAUUUGCAAUACAAUUGGAAGAGAGGAAUCGAUUAGAAUUUGCAAAUGGUUCUUCGAUCUCUCACCUGAUUUUUACCCUUGGAUCGAAUAUGAAUGGACGAGCAAGCAAUUCACCUUUGAGUAUAAGGGAGAAACACACGUUCUCUGGGAUGGAUUCACGUUACAAAUUGGAACCAAGACAAAGAGCAUCACACAUGAACACGCAAUCUAUACAG
Racocetra persica is the source of this 228-nucleotide messenger RNA. Lineage: Eukaryota; Fungi; Glomeromycota; Glomeromycetes; Diversisporales; Gigasporaceae. The record is from the annotation of a GenBank genome assembly.